Messenger RNA from Fonsecaea erecta, 1674 nucleotides. RefSeq lists its product as hypothetical. Gene Ontology annotation, molecular function: zinc ion binding; DNA-binding transcription factor activity, RNA polymerase II-specific. Gene Ontology annotation, biological process: regulation of DNA-templated transcription. The transcript has 4 exons. NCBI's taxonomy places the organism in Eukaryota, Fungi, Ascomycota, Eurotiomycetes, Chaetothyriales, Herpotrichiellaceae. The coding region runs from base 1 to 1674 and encodes 557 amino acids. The record is from RefSeq and is a predicted model, not a curated record.
AUGGCUCAAGGGCGCGCCAAACGACCACAUCAGAAGAAACGUCGAAUAAAAUGUGACGAGGGAAAACCCGCCUGUCGACAAUGUACCGAUUCUUUGCGCAAAUGCGAAGGCUAUCAACCGCCUCAGACAUGGUUGUUCAAACCUCGAAAGGUGUCUGAAACCAAACAAGACACCAACAACACCAUUGCUACUACCACCACCAUUGUUCAAUUCGUUUCUCCUCUUGCGCCUAUUGGCGACUCCGACGACAGACGUUCUUUCCAAUUCUGGGUCGAGCAAGCUGCUCCCAUCUUUUCCUCUUAUUUUGGUCGUUCUUUUUGGGCCGAGCUGUUGCCAAAAAUCGGGAUUGCUCAACCUGCUGUCAAGCACAUGCUGCUUGCCACCUCAUCCGUCGUCGAGGCGUCCGCCCUUGAAGGUGUGCCGCUCGAAAGGAACUCGCUUUAUCAGACCCAUUACACCAAGGCGAUCCAAGCCACUUGCACGUCUCCGCAAAUUGAGAGCGUUCUGAUGGCUUGCCUUCUGUUCGCCUGUUGCGAGUUCAUGAAGGGCUCAAUCCUCCCAGGACUCCGGCAUAUCCAGGCUGGCUUGAACAUUAUAGACGAAUGGGUCAAAUCUACCCAAACUUCAAACUUACAGCUUUCUCCCGGCGCGAAAUUGAUCAUCCAAGCCAUAGCUCCCAUCUUCCUUGCCUACAUCGACAAGGCACCGACAUACGGCAUGGCAGAUCUCCCAAUCAACGAGUGCGCAUGUACCACCCUCAUCAAAACCCACGCGGAGCUACCGUGGGUCGAACAGUUCACCAAGAUUCACCGAGCACACCAUGCCUUGGACGGUAUUGGACACCAUAUUGCAAGAAUGAUGGACUACAGAAGAGCGGCUUGGAGACCAUCGCCGCCAGAAAAGGUUCAAAUGUUGCUGGAUUCCUGGCGCAUGCACUUUGAAACGUUCGAAUCGAGUCGGGUCGAUGCCCAAAAGCAAAAGUACGGGUUAGCUCUGCAGCUGCUCCGGGUUCACUACACGAUGCUGUCCGUGAUGCUUCGAGUGGCGUCGAGCAAGCAGGAGAGCGUCUACGAACAGUACACGGAGGAAUUCAAGUGGAUUGUGGACAAGUACGACGAUUUUGCAGAGAUGUGGGCUAGAGACGAAUCUUCCAAGUUCUUCCACGGUAUGGGAAAUCUCGAGUACCACAUGGGGUAUAUUCCCCCCCUCUUUUUCACCGCAACCAAGUGCCGUGAUCAAGCUACACGUCUGGCAGCUUUGAAACACCUCUACUGUUUGAGGGUGGUUGAGAACAACUGGACGAGUUGUACGGCCUACCUGAUUGCAAGAAAAAUUAUCAGGAUUGAAAUUACACGAGCCAGCAACAACAAACGCACCGAUCUUAAAGACGAGCACGAUCUCAUCCGGCCAGUGGAAGCAUUCAUCACGGAUAAACGAAGCACCCAGGCAGGCCUCAAUUACCUGGCGUUCCCCUACGAUGCCUCUCCUCUGUUGCAGGAUACGCUCGAUCUACAGAGCUGUCCGUUUGCACCUUCAGCACAGUGGCCAUUAUGCAGAAUUAUCCGCAUUGGAGGAUUUCAAGGAGGCGGCGUCAGGCCACUCUCCACGGGAUGCAGUUGUGGGAUGGCACCGUCCAAGGAAGCCCUAAUCCUCCGACCCAAGACAAAAGUAUGA